This is a messenger RNA of Bradysia coprophila, 3239 nucleotides long. RefSeq lists its product as uncharacterized. Lineage: Eukaryota; Metazoa; Arthropoda; Insecta; Diptera; Sciaridae. The record is from RefSeq and is a predicted model, not a curated record.
GCGCUGUUUUAACAGGUGUUUUAACAAAAUUCUAGUCUUGAUAUAUUUAUAUCUGUGAAGGAAGACUCAUUCACAAGUUGUUUUCUUUUCAACGAUGACAAAAAUCAAACGCAGCAUCCAGCACUAUUUUAAAGUUGUCCCCUCCGGAAGGAAACCAGUAACACCUAGGGAAAGCACCAUCGAACAGAAGGAGAUCAUACUUCUGUCUUCUGACGAAGAAACCGAAGCAGAGAAUAGGCUAGACAGUUCAGCAUUGUCUAAAUUAAGGUCAGGAAGAGCUCGGAAGACUAUGAAAAAAGUGAUGAGAAGUAGUGAUGAUUCAGAAAGCGAAACAUCGUCUGAAGUCAUGGAUGUCACGGAAACCACUGAAAAUUCAGCAGAAAAGCGACCACUUAAUGAAAAUGAGGAAUGUCUAGACUCACAAGACGUCCAACCAGCCAGGAAAAGGAGAUCUACUUUGAACCGCAUUAGUGAUUCUGAUGAUGAAAAUGAUGAAGGGAGCGACAAAGGAGCAGCUGGUGCUGAUGGUUCAUCGGAAACACAGCGAACUGAAUGCAGUCAAGUGCAGUCGCAAAAUACAGAUGAAUAUAGUCCAGGCACAGAGUCCAGUGAAUACUCGUCGGACAGUUUUGUUACGGAUGCUGAGCCUGAAAUUGAUACCGAUGAAGUAAAUUCGAUAAUGCGAGAAUAUGAACCUCCCGAUCCACGGCAUCUUUACGAAAACACCAAAAGCAAAAAGAAAUCUACAAAAAAGCAAAAAAAGGUGUCAUACGACGACAAUCAGGAAGUGAGCAUCCACAAAAUAGACCUAAAUCACUAUGACUUGACGGGGAAGUCUGUCAAAGAUAUAAUCGAGUUUAUCGUGGAUAAAUACAACAAAGGCAAGGGUAGCAGCAUCGGCGAAACAAAAACCAGUUUCGAAGUAAAAGUGGUGCAACAUGAACCUGUCGUGAAACCUGAAGACGAAGAACACUUCAAAGGAGAUCGGUUUCGCGUUAAAGUUUAUGUUCAAAAAGUAGCGCGGCAAAUUUCAUUGCUACAUUCGUACGGCAUCAAGGAGAAAGCCACAACCAUUCACUCUCUAAUAUUUCACUACAGAGAAAAUGAAUUGUUUGCCAUCACAACGAAUCAAUCGUGGAACGUUGUCCAAUGGUGUUCCGAUUUCGAAUUUCCCGGCAAAAUUGCGGCUCGCAUUUUGAGUAAAGACGGCAAAUUGCAGUCGACCAAUAAAGGACUGGUGGGAACGGAAUUGACUCGCAAGACAACACACAAACAGCAAAAGAAAACCAAUCCACACGAUCUGCUAACACUAUGCGUGCGAUAUACAGCGGAACUACGAGAUAAUGCAUCGAUUUUGAGAUUGUCGUGCUUCCAAAAGGCUACUCCGGUUCCGGUUAAAGAAAAUAGUGACGAGGACAAUAUAGAGGAUAGAGAGGAGGUGGGGGAAGAGGUUGAGGAGGUGGAGAAUGUGGAGGAGAUGGAGAAUGUGGGAGAAACGACAGAGUCGAAAAAACCAAGUUUAACUAAAGGAGCAAAAGUCACUGUAUCACUCGGCAACAUUCGUAUACUUAAGAGGCUCUCAACCUCAGACAUCCUAAGCGUUUUAAGUAUUUUGUCUGAAAUAUCAAACGGCAAGGAAACCUAUGAUUUAAACGGUGACAUCGAACAAAACUCAACGGCACACAAUAAAUACUUGACUGCUGUUCACACCGAACGGGCCAAUCAAUUAAACCUUUACCUGAGUGAGAUAAUUCACGAUGCAAUAGCUGAUGAUAAUCGAAUGGCUGAAUUGGACAAUUAUCAACUGUGCCACAAACACUCGUCAGAUUUCUUCAGUGGCUGCGAAUUCAAAUUGCUCUACAAUAAAGAUGUAAUCAAAGAAUUUAGUGAAAUCCCAACAAUCAAACAAAUCGUUGUCGAAUUGAGGCGGGUCUUAGGACAACUUUCGGCAGGAACGUCCGCCCAAGUUUUUCUCCAGCGUCUCAACAAUGCCAAAAUGUCUUACCGGUAUGGUACGAGCCGUAAAGAGAAAAAACCGGAAAAGCUAAUGAAUUUCAUCGACGGACUGUUGUGUCAUUCAAAGGACAACAGUGUCUUCUGGCACGUUAUGGGAAUGUGGUGCCACGUCCAAGAUGGCUACAUAAAUUUGGUCCACAAUCAAUUCGAAAAAAUCCUGAAAGAUUACCUGCUGACUGACAAGAAGGAUCCAGCAUAUCUACGGAUUCAUUGGCCGAAUAAUGAAAACUUGAGCCCCGACGCUAAGCUGAAAAAAUAUCUGGAAACAUUCUCCAAAUUUCCGAAUGCUUGGACGUCUGACCAACCGGAACGGGACAUCUUUGACAUGAUACGAAUAACGAAAGACAGCGAUGGAAAGCAUGUAUUUUUCGUCUACUACUUUCUGCCCGAUCUCAACACCAAGACCAACAUCAAAUGCAAUCGUGUUGCGGAGUCGAUAAUGCAAAUCGGAAAGGCCAACAUGCAAAGGCAAAAUCAGAACGUAGAUGUGGCUGGCAGUGAAGAUGUUCGAGUACAGUUAAACGAUGUCUAUCGAAAAUUGUCGCAGAAACCUGAUAUCGAAAGAAUUUGUCCGGACUUUAAGCAAUUCCUGCAGAUGAUGACCGAAGCAAAGUUUUAUUUGGCCAUCGGAAGGGAUGUGACUGCAACUUCCAUUGAAGUUCCAAGCCUUGCAAACGAAAAGGAAAUGCGCAAAGAAAUUACCACCGGUGACAUCGGCAACAUUUUGGAAAAUCUAAUCGACGCCAAACGUGACGAUGAUUUGAAAAUGUUAAAACGCGCUGCCUCGCAUUUAGGUGAAAAGUUCGACAAGUGUGUUGGCCAACAAUUGGCUCAAUUGAUUCAUUCUCGACUAAGCGAACACGAGUACAUUGAAACGAACGGAAAUGCAAUCAGAGGUAAACUGUUGAGCAUCGGCAGGAAUAGUUUUGGAAUCACCGAUAACGCAGGCGUAAAUAGAUUUUUGUACGACAAAGUCAUUUCCAAAUUUCAACCACGAGCGUGUACGGUUCUAUCAAAGUCGGGAUUUAUUCUUUUUCAUCAAGAGAUUUCAAAGCUCACCAUUACAUCGUUCAAUCUUAUGGAAAUACCACUGCAACAGUAGUAACGUUGAUUAUAACCUCUCCCAGAAUUGUAAUUAUUGAGUUUUUUACGGUUCGGUUACUACACAAUCUUCUACUUCAUUAAUGUUAACAUUUACGACAUAAAUCAAAUAAACUUUGAGG